GACAACGCCUUAGACUUGGCCACUUCGCGGUUUCCGAAAGCAGGUUGUAUAUCGUUCAGCAGAAUUUUCUCUGUGUCCCGUUUGUUCCCCGUACAGUAAAGGGUUUCCUAUUCCAUUCUAGUGUUUGAAUAACAACAACAAAUAUGAGUCAAGUUAGCAUAAAAACCAGCAAAACAACUCGAAGGAGUAGAAGAGGUCCAAGGAGUAGUAUUCGUAUGGGGUCUCAAUAUGGUAUGUCUAUGGCAACUAAUGUCCGUGCUGCACCAAUUUCUCUGGCCUCUGGAGUGGCAGCACAAUCUUCCCAAAGAAGUGUUGCUGAAAUGAAAAAUAGCAGCCAAAAGGAAAAGAAAGAUCUGCAAGGUUUGAAUUGCAAACUUGCCGAAUUCCUUGAAAAAACACGUAUGCUGGAGGCUGAGAAUAAACAUCUUAAGGAACUCUUAAAUAGAUCUCAAGUUGAAUUUAACAUUGAUGUGAUCAAAAUAUCAUACCAAGAGCAGCUGGAGGACUUAAAAGGAAUCAUCGAAGACAGGGAUAAGGAACUUGCAGCUGUAAAGUCCAAGAAUGAAUCGCUUGAAGAAGAAGUCGAAGAUUUGACUGAACAGUUGCGCCAAGUGCAGGACGAAAGAGACAGACUGCAAGCGGAAAUCGAUGGAUUACACGAUGAAGUUGCCCAACGCAUUGCAGACAGCGAAACCAGCAGAAGGAGGACAAGCGAACUGGAGAAGCAACUUGCUGACUGGAAGAAGAGAUAUGGCAUUCUUGAUGGUCAAAUGGCCGAACUUAGAACGAACUUACAAAGCGAAACUACUCAAAGACUGGAAUUAGAAAACCGUCUGGCGAUGCUGGAAGAAGAACUUGCUUUCCUCAACGACGUCCAUAGUGCCGAAUGCAAAGAAUACCAAGCAAUGUUAUCCAAAACACAGAAGGUGCCCGAUUUCCAAGAAACAUGGAAGGCCGAAAUUGGAGGUAUGGUUGCUGACUUAAGCGCUGAAUAUGAGGCUCAGUUGCUUGAAGCUACUAGGGCGAUGGAAUGUCGACAUGCAGAACAGUUACAGAAACUGAAAGCAGGGGCCAGGCCCGAAUCGGCUGCUAGAGUCUCGACUGAAAACAGGCGUUCACGUAUGGAAGCAAGCGAUAUGUCGGGUCAAGUAGGCGCAUAUGAAGGCCAGAUAUCAAGUUUGAAAAGUAGAAUAAGGGGUCUAGAAAUGGAAUUGGAGGAAGCCCUUAACGGACGGGCAACUGAUGCCGCGAAUUACAAUUUCGAGAUUAAUACGUUGCGUUCAGAGUUGCAGGAAAUGUUGAAGGAAUUACAAGACUUGAUGGAUACUAAACUGUCCCUGGAAUUGGAGAUUGCAGCGUACCGCAAACUCCUUGAAGGAGAAGAGGGCAGGGUGUCUUCAAUGAUGACCAGUUUUAGUGGACGUCAAACAGAGGCUGAGUCUGCACUAGCAGCUGCACUCCAAUCAGCAAGCAGAAUGACUAUCAGCCGCUCUAAAAGUGGCUCCGUAUCUAUCCUUGAAUUGGAAUCCGAAGGUAGAUAUAUUGAACUUGAAGACAAUCCUAAGUUUCCAAAGGGAUCAACAAACCUGAAAAACUGGACAUUGAUCCAAUCUCAAGACAAUGGCAAGACCUUCACCCAUAAAUUUACGGAUGGUAACCUGUUUAGUUCUGGUAAAAUGAUCAAGGUUUGGGGAUCAAGACACGGUGCUGGUCAAGGUGGCGUCACAUCUUCCGAUGUCACUGAAUGGGGAACAAUGGCCGUGCCAUGCACAGUUACUUUGAUAGACGACAAAGGCAAGGAAAGCGCUAAACUAGUUAUCAAAACAAAUAUGUGAAGAACGUAAUUUGUCCUGCCGAACUUGUGUGCAUGUUGUCUUCGCUGAAAAGUCACCGUUUUUUUUGUUGCAGUUAGCACCAAGUUUCAGAAAGUCCCUUAUUAAUAAUAAUAGCUUCAGUUAUUAAAAAAAAAACUAAUUCUAAUAUAAACUUCUAAACACUUCAAAUUUACUGUUUAAUUUUUUUUUACAUGAUUCUCAAAAAUUUAAGCUAAUUAUAAAGAUGAUGAGUAAAUUCAGUUGUCAAUAUAAAAAUGUGUUGUAACAUUGAUACACAAUUAUCAAAUAUCAACAAACACUUCAGCUUGAUACCUCUAUAAUCAUGGUUUCAAUAAAGGCUGUUAGUGAAGUUACCUAGAUACUAUGACAAGCAAUGUACCGUUUGUUUUGCUAUCAGAUGUUUUAAUGGUAUUUCACUCAAUAAAAACUAAAAAUGUAUGCAAUACAAAAAAAAAAAAAA
Molecule: messenger RNA, 2295 nt
Organism: Octopus sinensis (East Asian common octopus)
Lineage: Eukaryota; Metazoa; Mollusca; Cephalopoda; Octopoda; Octopodidae
Product: 70 kDa neurofilament protein
Exons: 11
Coding region: 144-1835 (563 amino acids)
Source: RefSeq, a predicted model, not a curated record